CUGCGCGUCAGCUUAGCUAACCAAAACACAAUUUCUUGUAAAUUUAAAAUUUAAUAAUACAAUUAAAAUAAUGGAUUUAGAUGCACAAUUAAGACAGUUUAAGGACUUUCUUCAGCUGUAUAAUAUCAUCACAGAAAGAUGCUUUACAUCGUGUGUUGAUGGAUUCUUUACACGAGAAGUUGAGAAUCAAGAGGAUUUUUGCGUGAGAAACUGUGUCGAUAAAUAUGCCAAUACCAAUCAAUUAAUAAUGAAAACAUAUGUUGAAGUACAAGGCAAAAUAAAUGAAAAGAGAAUGGAAGAAUUCACAAAACAGCAGCAAGAACUGCUUGAAAAACAAGCACAGGAACAACAAAUAGAUGUUAAUAGCCCAAUCAUACAGUCAGAAGAAAAACCAGCAACUUAAUUUAUUUUUUCAUAACUAGUUUAAGUUAGUUCAUUAUGAAUUCUGUAAUAAAAUGAUGAUGAAAUUUGACCUGGAAUAAAUGUUAAAAUCAGCAAUAAAAGAACUUCC
Messenger RNA from Chironomus riparius, 511 nucleotides. The record is from the annotation of a GenBank genome assembly. Lineage: Eukaryota; Metazoa; Arthropoda; Insecta; Diptera; Chironomidae.